AUGCAGACCCAUGCCCGCAUGCUGCCUGUUCACAGGAGGACCCUGGGGGCAGCGCCUGCCCGCGGGCACCCCAAAAAUGCCUCCUGGUGCGUGGAGUGGAAGGAGCGGCACAUCUACUUCACGGUGGUGAUGGACGACAGCCACGAGAUCGACUUCCGCUGCGCCCAGGAGGACCCAGGCUGGAACGCCGAGAUCACCAUGGGCCUCGUCCGCUUCAAGAACCAGCAGGCGAUCCAGGUCGUCCGCGCCCGGCACAGCUGCCGAGCAGUGGUGCAGUUCGACGCAGCCCCGGUGGGACAGCCUGCGAACGCGCAGCACCCGAAGAGCAGGAUGGAGCUGGCCCUCGGCUCAGCGGGUGGUGGGGAGAACGGGAUCCCUGCAGGCAAGUGA
This is a messenger RNA of Charadrius vociferus (killdeer), 390 nucleotides long. It is a transcript of the gene PHLDA3, whose product is annotated as pleckstrin homology-like domain, family A, member 3. Gene Ontology annotation, biological process: intrinsic apoptotic signaling pathway in response to DNA damage by p53 class mediator; positive regulation of apoptotic process; negative regulation of phosphatidylinositol 3-kinase/protein kinase B signal transduction. Gene Ontology annotation, cellular component: plasma membrane. The transcript is spliced from 3 exons. The coding region runs from base 1 to 390 and encodes 129 amino acids. The record is from RefSeq and is a predicted model, not a curated record. NCBI's taxonomy places the organism in Eukaryota, Metazoa, Chordata, Aves, Charadriiformes, Charadriidae. Gene Ontology annotation, molecular function: phosphatidylinositol phosphate binding.